UUUCUGCUGAGCCAUGAAGAAUCAGUUCAGUGAUUUUCACAAUGGGGGCAACAUCCUGAUCAGUUCUAUCCCAAUAACUGAGCUGACAAUGUACCUAUACUUGGCCCUCGCUGUCCUGCCGGUUGCCUGCAUGGCAGUGUUGCAGCUUCAACUGGACACCAGGGAGCAGGUGAGACUGCAAGGUGAGAGCUAUUCCGUUGACUGCAUUGGACAGGCUGAAACUUUGCAUCUGAAGGUGCAAUGGAUCCACCCACAGCACUUUCCUGUCGUUGUCUCCUACUCCCGGAAAUACGAUCAUCUAUACACAAAGAUAGCAACACUGCGCAUCAACGCUGUGAAUGGAAGUGAUUCGGGAAAUUUCACCUGCGUUGUGAAAGAGCAGAAUGAGACACUAAGUGCUGCAACAAUGCUGUGGGUUGUUGAGAAAGGUUAUGUGCAAAUACUUACUGAUCAAGAAACUGUCCUGGAAGCAGAUGCUGGGGAUUGCCUCCAGCUCCAAGUGAGAAUUGAAGCCUACCCUGAACUAAGGGAGCAUGAGUGGAUAUAUGAGAUUAUGAAUAAUAGUGCUGAUCACAAGUCAACAUUCCUUGCAAAACACAAUAGCUAUGAGAGUUCUCUCUUCUUGGUGCGGUUGAAGGAAAGUGAGAGCGGCACAUACACGUUCUUUGCAUCUAAUGGAGAAGCAAACUCAUCCUUGACCUUCCAUUUAUUGAUAAAUCAAAAGCCGACGGUGACCAUUAAGAAGGAACAAAUUACUGCAGAUGACAAGAAGGACGCUGCAUUUCGCUGCCUAGCCAGUGGGUUUCCUGCUCCAUCCAUUCACUGGUACCAGUGUCCAGCGCACAGAGACAGGUGCACGGAAAAUGGAACCAUCAACUUUGAAAAGCUGAUACCUCAAAAGAAGACGUCCAUUGUUUCUGAGACUCUGUACGGGCGGACAGAGGUGGAGAGUGUGCUAUCAGUCCACAAGGUGAAGCCUGGUUCCCUGCUGGAAUGUUAUGCAUCCAAUAAAGCUGGAGGAAGUUCCUUUUCCAUCUCAUUCCUUGGUGACCCAGCCACAAACGCUCUGUUCACUCCCUUUCUGUCAGGUGCAGUGUCUGUAGCAGUCCUACUGCUCAUCUUCCUUCUCCUGCUGCUCUACAAGUACAAACAGAGACCAACGUAUGAGGUCCGUUGGAAGAUCAUCGAGGCAGUGCACGGGAAUGAUUAUACCUUCAUUGACCCCACCCAGCUCCCAUACAACGAGAAAUGGGAGUUCCCCAGGGAGAAACUCCGCUUGGGUAAGAUCCUGGGAGCUGGAGCAUUCGGGAAGGUAGUCGAGGCCACUGCCUAUGGACUGGGCACAGAGGACUCAGCCACCAAAGUGGCUGUAAAAAUGCUGAAACCGAGUGCCCAUUCCACUGAGAGGGAGGCCUUGAUGUCAGAGCUGAAGAUCCUGAGUCACCUGGGGCAGCACACACACGUUGUCAACCUUCUGGGAGCCUGUACUCUCGGAGGCCCAGUUCUUGUCAUCACGGAAUACUGUUGCUAUGGUGAUUUAUUGAACUUCCUGAAGAACAAGGCCCAGUACCUGACCUGGAACGAUGCACUGAAUGAUUAUAAGAACUUCAUGCACAGCAAAAAGCCGCUAAGUGACUGCACAGAGGGUUAUCUGCCCAUGAGACCCAGGUUGUCCAGUAUGAGCCCAAUGAUUUCUCAAACAGAUUCCUUACCUAUUGAAGAAGAUGAUGACCCGUUGCCAUUGAACAUAGAGGACCUUCAGACCUUCUCCUACCAAGUCGCUACUGGGAUGGAUUUCCUGUCCUCCAGAAACUGCAUUCACCGUGACCUGGCCGCCAGAAAUGUCUUACUGACCAAGGGACGGAUCGCCAAGAUUUGUGACUUUGGGUUGGCAAGAGACAUCAUGAAUGACUCCAACUACGUAGUCAAAGGCAAUGCACGACUCCCAGUGAAAUGGAUGGCUCCAGAGAGUAUCUUUGAUUGUGUUUACACAGUGCAGAGUGACGUCUGGUCUUACGGCAUCCUGCUCUGGGAAAUCUUCUCAUUGGGUUCAAGUCCUUAUCCUGGAAUUCCUGUGGACAGUAGGUUCUACAAACUGAUAAGAAGUGGAUUCCAGAUGGACAGGCCGAGUUCUGCAACUCCAGAAUUGUAUGACAUCAUGACGAAGUGCUGGAAUCUUGAGCCCACAGAUCGGCCGACGUUUGAUCAGAUUGUGAAGCUGAUUAAUAAACAGAGGAGUGUAUUCACAGAGCAGGAUUACACCAAUCUGCCUGUGGAGUACAAGCCUCCGGAAUCUCCAACCUUCCAGUCUCCAGAUCAGCGGAACUGUGAGAUGGUUGAUGAAACUGUGUUACUGAUCAAUCCUUACAGCAAGAUCUGAAAGCUAGACCAAUACAAUCACCUGCGCGACAAAGUUAAACUGAUUAAACUGUGGUCGUCUCUCACUCUUAAAGGAGAAAUCACACAACACCAGGUUAUAGUCCAACAGGUUUAUUUAGAAGUACUAGCUUUCAGAGCGCUGCUCCUUCAUCAGGUAACUAGUGGGGCAGAUUCAUA
Messenger RNA from Chiloscyllium plagiosum (whitespotted bambooshark), 2556 nucleotides. RefSeq names its product mast/stem cell growth factor receptor Kit-like. The record is from RefSeq and is a predicted model, not a curated record. NCBI's taxonomy places the organism in Eukaryota, Metazoa, Chordata, Chondrichthyes, Orectolobiformes, Hemiscylliidae. Gene Ontology annotation, cellular component: CSF1-CSF1R complex; plasma membrane; signaling receptor complex. Gene Ontology annotation, molecular function: ATP binding; growth factor binding; cytokine binding. Gene Ontology annotation, biological process: regulation of MAPK cascade; cell surface receptor protein tyrosine kinase signaling pathway; positive regulation of cell migration.